Clarias gariepinus (North African catfish) is the source of this 4982-nucleotide messenger RNA. Its product is annotated as NACHT, LRR and PYD domains-containing protein 3-like. Gene Ontology annotation, molecular function: protein binding. The transcript is spliced from 19 exons. NCBI's taxonomy places the organism in Eukaryota, Metazoa, Chordata, Actinopteri, Siluriformes, Clariidae. Bases 139 to 4890 code for a protein of 1583 amino acids. The record is from RefSeq and is a predicted model, not a curated record.
UUUAUCACAUUAUUAAAAAACAAGUUGAACAGAUUCAAGAACCUACUUAGUGCUGAUUACCCAGCAUGCUCUGAGGAGGAGGAGGAGGACUGUGUUGGAGAGGGUGUGCUGAAGAUCACACUACACCUCCUGAAGAACAUGAAGCAGAAACACCUCGCUCACAAACUGCAGAUCAAGCUGGCCUCUGUGUAUCAGCGGAAGCUCAAAUCCAAACUUCUAGAUAAAUGUAAAAGAAUUAAUGAAGGAGUCUCACAGCAUGGGACAUCAACACUUCUAAAUCAGAUAUACACAGAGCUCUACAUCACAGAGGGUGGGAGUGGAGACGUCAAUAAUGAACAUGAGGUGAGACAGCUUGAGACAGCGUUCAGGAGACCAGCAGUAGAGGACACACCUAUCAAAUGUAAUGAGCUCUUUAAAGACAAGUCUAUCAGAAGUGUGCUGACUAAAGGAGUAGCUGGAAUUGGAAAAACCGUCUCUGUGCAGAAGUUCGUUCUGGACUGGGCUGAAGGGACAGUGAAUCAGGACGUCCUCUUCCUGUUUCCUCUUCCCUUUAGAGAACUGAACUUGGUCAAGCAGGAAAACUUUAGUCUGAUUACACUUCUUCAUCAGUUUUUCCCUGAACUUAAGGACUUGGAAGUAAUAGACAGUGAUGUCUACAAAGUUCUGUUCAUCUUUGAUGGUCUGGAUGAGUGUCGACUUCCUCUAAAUUUCCAGGAGAAUGAGAUGUUGUGUGAUGUGACAGAGUCAGUCUCAGUGGAUGUGCUGCUCACAAACCUCAUCAAGGGGAACCUGCUUCCCUCUGCUCUUCUCUGGAUCACCACUCGACCGGCAGCAGCCAAUCAGAUCCCUCCUGAGUGUGUAAACCAGGUAACAGAGGUACGAGGGUUCAGUGAUGCUCAGAAAGAGGAGUACUUCAGGAAGAAGAUCAGUAAUCAGAGCCUGGCCAAUAAAAUCAUCAGACACAUGAAGUCUUCCAGAAGCCUCUACAUCAUGUGCCACAUCCCAGUCUUCUGCUGGAUCUCAGCCACUGUUCUAGAGAGAAUGUUGGGUGAAGGAGAGAGUGGAGAGAUCCCUAAGACCCUGACUCAAAUGUUUACACACUUCCUGGUCUUUCAGAUCAAACACAAGGACCAAAAGUACCAGCAGAAAUGUGACCUUGAUCUUCCCCAGACCAGAGAGAGUAUCCUGGCUUUGGGAAAACUGGCGUUUCAACAGCUGGAAAAAGGAAACCUGAUGUUCUAUGAGGAAGACCUGAGAGAGUGUGGCAUUGAUGUUAAAGAAGUGGCAGUGUACUCAGGAGUGUGUACUCAGAUCCUCAGAACCGAGUCUGGACUCCACCUGGGGAAGAUGUUCAGCUUUGUGCAUCUGAGUGUUCAGGAGUUUUUGGCUGCUUUAUACACAUUUCUCUGCUUCCUCGACAAAAAGACAACAAUAAAACAAACCACUGAUCUGUCUGGUCUUUUCAAGAAGUCUGAAAUGUCUGAGUUUCUCAGGAGUGCAGUGGACCAGGCCUUACAGAGUGAGAACGGACACUUGGACCUGUUCCUCCGCUUCCUUCUGGGUCUCUCAGUGGAGUCUAAUCAGAAGCUCAUACGAGGUCUGCUGUCACACACAGGAAGCAGUUCUGACUACCAAAAGAACACAGUCGAGUACAUCAAGUUCAAGUUUGAAAAAAAUCCAUCUCCAGGACGAUUAAUUAAUCUGUUUUACUGUCUGAACGAGUUAAAUGAUGAUUCACUGGUGAAAGAGAUCCAAAGCUACUUGAGCUCAGGACGUCUCUCUGAAGCUGAACUCUCACCUGCUCAGUGGUCUGCUCUGGUCUUUGUGUUACUGACGUCUGAGGGGGAUCUGGAAGUGUUUGAGCUUCAGAAGUUUAUAAAGUCAGAUGAAUGCUUUAAGAGACUGCUGCCAGUCAUACAGGAAGCCACAACAGCUCUACUCAGUGAGUGUAACCUGACAGAGAGAAGCUGCUCGGCUUUACACACAGUUCUCAGCUCAGAAUCCUCCAAGCUGACUGAGGUGGAUCUGAGCAGGAAUCCUCUGGAGGACUCAGGAGUGAAGCUGCUUUGUGCUGGACUGAAGAGUCCAAACUGUAAACUGAAGACACUGAGACUUUCAGACUGCAGUAUAACAGAGGAAGGAUACACUGCUCUGGCUGAAGCUCUGAAAUCAUCUCACCUGAUAGAGCUGGAUCUCAGAGGGAACGACCCUGGAGACUCAGGAGUGAAGCUGCUCACUGAUUUACUACAGGAUCCAGACUGUACACUGAACACACUGAGUCUGUUGAAAAGUGCUGAGGCGGAGGAAGCCUGUGCUUCUUUAACUGAGCUUCUGGGUACAAACCCUUUACUGCAGAAAGAUCUGGAUCUGAGUGGGAAAAUAUCUGGAGACUUAGGAGUGAAGCAGCUCUCAGUUCUACUGAAGGAUCCACACUGCAGACCUGAGAAACUCAGGCUGAGUAAGAGCGGUAUUACAGAGAGAGGCUGUACUGAUCUGAUAUCAGCUCUUACUUCAAACCCUUCACACCUGACAGAGCUGGACCUGAGUGAGAACACCCUGGGAAAUGCAGGAGUGAAACAGAUCUCUACUCUACUGAAAAGUUCAUCCUGUAAACUCCAGAAACUUGCACUUUCAGACUGCAGUAUAACAGGUGAAGGAUACACUGCUCUGGUUAAAGCUCUGAUGUCAAACCCCUCAUCACACCUGGUAGAGCUGGACCUCAGAGGGAACGACCCUGAAACAUCAGGACUGAAGGAACUUAGGAAUUUGAUGAAAAAUACAAAAUGUAAACCAAAGACUUUGAGGUUGUUGAAAAGUCCUGAUGCACAGAGAGCUUGUGAUCAUCUGACUGGUGUUCUGGGUAUAAACCCCAUACUGCAGACGGAUCUGAAUCUGAGCGGGAAAAUAGACGGAGACUCAGGAGUAGAGCAACUCUGUGUUUUACUGAAGGAUCUACUGAAGGAUCCACACUGCAGACCUGAAACACUUCAACUCAGUGAGUGUAAUCUGACAGAGAGAGGAUGUUCAGCUCUGCUCACAGCUCUCAGAUCAGAAUCCUCCACCCUGAGGGAGCUGAAUCUGAGUAAGAACAGGAUUCAGGAUUCAGGAGUGAAGCUGCUCUCUGCAGAACUGGAGAAUAAACACUGGAAACUGCAGACUGUAAGGCUGAGUAAGAGCGGUAUUACAGAGAGAGGCUGUACUGAUCUGAUAUCAGCUCUUACUUCAAACCCUUCACACCUGACAGAGCUGGACCUGAGUGAGAACACCCUGGGAAAUGCAGGAGUGAAACAGAUCUCUACUCUACUGAAGAGUUCAUCCUGUAAACUCCAGAAACUUGUGCUGAGUAAGAGCGGUAUUACAGAGAGAGGCUGUACUGAUCUGAUAUCAGCUCUUACUUCAAACCCUUCACACCUGACAGAGCUGGACCUGAGUGAGAACACCCUGGGAAAGGCAGGAGUGAAACAGAUCUCUACUCUACUGAAGAGUUCAUCCUGUAAACUCCAGAAACUUGUACUUUCAGACUGCAGUAUAACAGGUGAAGGAUACACUGCUCUGGUUAAAGCUCUGAUGUCAAACCCCUCAUCACACCUGAUAGAGCUGGACCUCAGAGGGAACGACCCUGGAACAUCAGGACUGAAGGAACUUAGGAAUUUGAUGAAAAAUACAAAAUGUAAACUGAAUACUUUGAGGUUGUUGAAAAGUCCUGAUGCACAGAGAGCUUGUGAUCAUCUGACUGGUGUUCUGGGUAUAAACCCCAUACUGCAGACGGAUCUGAAUCUGAGCGGGAAAAUACAAGGAGACUCAGGAGUAGAGCAACUCUCUGUUUUACUGAAGGAUCCACACUGCAGACCUGAAACACUUCAACUCAGUGAGUGUAAUCUGACAGAGAGAGGAUGUUCAGCUCUGCUCACAGCUCUCAGAUCAGAAUCCUCCACCCUGAGGGAGCUGAAUUUGAGUAAGAACAGGAUUCAGGAUUCAGGAGUGAAGCUGCUCUCUGCAGAACUGAAGAAUAAACACUGGAAACUGCAGACUGUGAGGCUGAGUAAGAGCGGUAUUACAGAGAGAGGCUGUACUGAUCUGAUAUCAGCUCUUACUUCAAACCCUUCACACCUGACAGAGCUGGACCUGAGUGAGAACACCCUGGGAAAUGCAGGAGUGAAACAGAUCUCUACUCUACUGAAGAGUUCAUCCUGUAAACUCCAGAAACUUGUACUUUCAGACUGCAGUAUAACAGAGGAAGGAUACACUGCUCUGGCUGAAGCUCUGAAAUCAUCUCACCUGAUAGAGCUGGAUCUCAGAGGGAACGACCCUGGAGACUCAGGAGUGAAGCUGCUCACUGAUUUACUACAGGAUCCAGACUGUACACUGAACACACUGAGGUUGUUAAAAAGUGCUGAUGCAGAGGAAGCCUGCAAGUGUCUCACUAACAUUGUAGGUAAAAACCCGUUACUGCACAAGGAGCUGGACCUGAACUACAGUACAACUAAAGACAUUAAAGUGAAUCAGCUCUCGGCUUUGCUGCAGGAUCCACAUUACAGACUGCAGAAACUCACACUGUGUAAGAGUGUAAGUGUGAAAUCCUGCACUGAUGUGGUUUCAGCUCUCUGUACAAAUCCGUCACACAUCAGAGAGCUGGAUUUGAGUGGGUGUGAACUAGAAGACUCAGGAGUGGAGAAGCUCUGUGAUUUACUGAAGAAACACGAGUGUAAACUGGAGACACUGAGGUUAAUGAAUUGCAGUAUAACAGAUAGACACUGUGCUGCUCUGACUGCUGCACUAAAGUUAAACUACUCACAUCUAAAAUAUCUGGAUCUGAGGGAGAAUGAACUGGGAAAUUCAGUCACACAACUCGAGGAAUUUCUGCAGCGUUCAGGAGGACGACUAGAGUAAGUAAACUUAACACACAGACAGAGUAGUGCAGAAUGUGUACUUUCUGUAGAAUAUAAUGUAGCUGUAAGAGUGAAGUGAAAGAGGAAUAUAAA